Messenger RNA from Anneissia japonica, 1104 nucleotides. RefSeq lists its product as uncharacterized. Bases 68 to 907 code for a protein of 279 amino acids. NCBI's taxonomy places the organism in Eukaryota, Metazoa, Echinodermata, Crinoidea, Comatulida, Comatulidae. The record is from RefSeq and is a predicted model, not a curated record. The transcript has 8 exons.
GUCAUAACAGAACGGCCUGUAUCGUAAGGAUAUUGCUGUUAUUGGUGCUGAUGUUGACGAUUCCAAGAUGUUAAGCUAUGGUAUGCUAGUAUUAACGGCCACCGCUCUUGUUGGCAUUCAAGCAUGUGAAGAAACCCAAGUUGAACUGGAAGUUUUUUCAAAUCGAUCUGUUUUAGUACAAUUUGAGAUAAUUCCAGGUAUUGACAGGUCAAGAAUUCCUACUAAUGAUACACAACCACAAAAAUACAGGUUUCAUGCAUUACUAGUGAACUCCACGAUGUAUGAAAACGCAACAGCUGGAUCGUGGAAAACUUGUGUUGGAAGUUGUCCUCCGGGUGACGUCUGUAAAGGAUUUUUCAUUCCCGGAACACAAGUUGAAGUGCUAGUUUUCAUAAAUCCAUCUGCUUUAGUAAAUUUUGAACCAUUUCCAGCUUGUUUGGAAAGUCGUACGGUCGGGGUAAGAGAUUUGACAAAUGAUACACAACCAGAAAAAUGCGCAUUACAAGGAAUACAAAGGAACUCCACGAUGUAUGAAAACGCAUUAGUUGGAUCGGUGGAAGCUUGUGUUGGACGUUGCCCUCCGGAUGCCAGGGAAUUCUGUAAAGGCUUUCUUAACAUUUCCGAGGCUAUAACGUUACCAGCUACCACAACAGCAGAAUAUGUUGAAGAACUAAUGAUGGCGACGACGACGACAGCAAGUACUUCCCCCUAUUAUCAAACGACCCCAUCGCCGACUCAUGUGAAACACUCUUUGAUAUAUAUAAGGAUAGCUAUAUAUAUUGGUGUGUGUGUGUUAGUGUGUUUAUUAUUAAUUUUUGUACUAAACCGGCUGACAAUACGCCCCAAAAAAGAUAUUGUGCACACUUAUGUGAAAACGAGUCAAGAAGUAUUGGUAAAUGAACCUUAAAAUAAUAUAUAUAAUAAAAAUGGUCUGAGCAUUAGCUUACUUAGCUAAUAUGUCAGUUGAAAAGAUUGGCAGAAAAAAAGUAAUAUGCUUUUGUUUUAUAUGCAUUCCGGGAGGGGGAAAUGAAUGAACUUUAUCAACAGAGGUCCGACAACUUUCAGCGGUGGAAAAAAGGGUUCAGGGUUCGUGCCUCGGGUUCC